AUGAACUACAUGGACUCGGUGGACGCCUUCUACACCGGCUCCCACGACUAUGAGGAGGACUGGGACGAUGGCUGGUCAUCCUGGUGGGAUGACUACACGAACUACUACCAAGCGGCGGAAGGCGACUGGUGGGAUGAAUCCUGGGAUGGCAUGGAAGCGCAAGCGACUGUGCCUUCUGAGGACAAGGAGGAAGAUGACUCUCAGCUACGAGAAGCUCAACAGGCCGAGCAGUUGGCUGAAUCCCUGGCAAUGGAAGCGCAGAGAACAUGGGCGGAGGCCAAGAGUGCCACUCAGGCGCUCCGGAAGGAUCGUGGCUUUGGCGCUGUGAAGGGAGGCAGCAAUCGAUGCUUCAUAUGUGGUGGCCCUCACUUUGCACGUGAGUGCCCUCGUCGAGGACCUCCUUCGAUGAAAGGCCAGGGCAAGGGUGCCUACGGUGCGAUCUAUGAGGACUACUACACGGCCAAGGGCAAAGGCAAGGGCAAGAGCAAGGGGAAGUCCAAGGGUUUCCACCGCAACAUGAUGUUGGAGGCUCAAGCUCAGUGGAUGAAGGGCAAGAACAAGGGAAAAGGCAACAACCCGGCCAGGACGGUGAACAUCUACGCGGCGGACGCCAACUACCUGGGCGGCUUGGAGAUUCGUGACUCCCUUGAUCUUGCAUCGGCCAGUACCUCUACUGUACCCGACUCCCAGGCUCACGUGGGCAUGUUGGACAGCGGUGCAACGGCUUCGGCGGCACCGGAGAUCGUCAUCAAGGGCCUCAUUUCUUCGAUUCUCACCCAAGACAAGGACGCUUCAGUGAACUUUGAUACGUCAGCGCGCCCGUAUUUCCGGUUUGGGAAUGGGAGAUGGGGCCGAGCCUUGAGUCGUGUGAGCCUUACCAGUCGAGCCUCGGGAACACCUGUAACCUUCUCGCUCUACAUGUUGCCCAAUCCUCCAAAUGCAGUGAUCGACAGCUCUUCCAUACCUCCCUUGUUGGUUGGAAUGGACUUUAUCCAGGAUGUUGGUCUGUUGGUAGAUUUUCGAUCCGGACUAGCGAUGAACACGCUUGACCCGGAACCCAGCAUCUACGAACUACCCCGCAAUCGCAAAGGUCACUUGAUGGUAGAUGUUCGUUAUCACCUAACCAAGGGGAAGAUUUGUGAUCAAGGUCAUGCCCGCAUCACUGUGUGCCAGAACCCUUCUGAUGUAUGUGACCAUGACAAUCAGUGGCUUGAGCUAAGCGUGGUGUGGUUUGACAUGUCAGAGUGUGAUGCUCAAUUUGAUCAUGAAGAGCGCUUGGAGAUUGAGUCUAGGCUGCAAACGCAGAAAAUCCCUCGACAACUUCUUCCUCUCGUUCCCUGCUUGAUGGCGGCGUACACCCCUCAGCAGCUGACGGCGGCCUCCGAGAAGAUCGUGGUGGCGAACAUCAAGGCCGCCAGGCGAUCACAGGACUUCUCCGUGGAGACGUGCGAGAAAGUUCUUUUGUCCCUUCGUUGUGAUCCAGGCAAGAAAGGGUACCACCAUGGACGAGGCACACAACCAGGUGUCAACUGCAUCCUCCUUGGUGGAUACUCCUUCGGCAAGUUUCAUGGGGUGUGCAAGCGCACGGUUGCCUAUCCCGAGACCACGCAGUAUCUCAACGACUUCAUGGCACAACAAGCUCCUGGAGAGACAUGGUCCAGUAUACAAGUAUCCUAUGACACAUCUGCACUACCACAUCGUGAUGUUCACAACUUGAAGCUCUCCAACAACAUUGUCUACGGCCUUGGUGACUACAAAGGAGAGAGUACUAUGAUCUUGCUGAUCAAGCUCCUGGUGAAGAAGAAGUUGAACUACCACUGCUACCCGAUCAGCCGGACAACACAACCACUGUUGUACCUCGGAGAAGAUUGGUUCGGAAAACGACUUUCCGACCUGGUGAGUACACGGCCGAUCCUGUACAAGAUCGAUUACAACAUGAAGAUGUGA
Symbiodinium necroappetens is the source of this 1947-nucleotide messenger RNA. NCBI's taxonomy places the organism in Eukaryota, Dinophyceae, Suessiales, Symbiodiniaceae. The record is from the annotation of a GenBank genome assembly.